Messenger RNA from Larimichthys crocea (large yellow croaker), 928 nucleotides. Its product is annotated as tetratricopeptide repeat protein 4-like. The record is from RefSeq and is a predicted model, not a curated record. Lineage: Eukaryota; Metazoa; Chordata; Actinopteri; Sciaenidae. Gene Ontology annotation, biological process: protein folding. The coding region runs from base 43 to 345 and encodes 100 amino acids. Gene Ontology annotation, cellular component: cytosol; nucleus. The transcript has 3 exons. Gene Ontology annotation, molecular function: Hsp70 protein binding; Hsp90 protein binding.
UAAACAACAUAACAAUCCGUCAAACCUAUAUUUUGAUCGAAAAUGGCAUCCUCUGGAGCACAGUGUGAGAGCGACGAUGACAUGGACGAGUUCAUGGACAAAUUCAAGACCCAGAGAUAUAAAAAUGCUUUACCUGAAGACAGCUGGGAAGAGGAGUUUAAUAAAAUCCCUAUGUUCAUGAAAACAGCCCCUGAAGAGAUUGAUCCCAAAAAAUACCCAGAACUAGCCUGUCUCCAGGCCAUCAUCCACGACGAAGACAGACCCCCAGAAGAGCAGGCAAAGAGCCUGAAAGAUGAAGGAAACGUGUAUUUCAAGGAGAAGAACUACCAAAAGGCCAUACUCUAAAAAUAAUCCACGUGGAUUCUGUUUCUGUCUGUACAAAUAUGAACUGCAGAUUAUAAAUGGUUUAAAGGUGUUUUAUUCAAGUGCUGAAUUGGACAAAAUGAUAAUAGGUAUAAACAAAUGAUAUGAGUGCUUGUAAGUAAACAUGAAAAAAAGUAAACAAAGUCUUCUGACUUUAUUCUUUGACAAAGACUUGAGUCCCUUCCUAAACAUGCCAGUAUGUUCCUGAACCCUGAAUGUUAGUCAACAGUUCAGCUUUAUUAUAUAUUAAAGAAAAUAUAAGAUGCGAGACAUACUGUGUUAACGUUUGUCCAAUUAGGUUUGUCAAUGCAGAUGUUGGUGCAACUAAAAUAACUUCUGCUUCUCUAUAAUGAUGAUGUGCAACAGUAAGACAAUAGACAGCUCAGCCAGGUAUGACCUCCCUAAAGCUUUUUUUUUUUUUGUAAUUUGAUUAAUUACUAAGGUCCUCUUGCCAAGUAAGGCCUACGUCACCCUCAGCCUUUCCUGUAAAUCAGUGAGAGAGCGAGUGAUUUAAGAGAAUUUGUUUCUCUGUGAAUAUAAAAACCAGACUGGCCGUUUGAGUCAU